This is a messenger RNA of Acanthopagrus latus (yellowfin seabream), 1655 nucleotides long. RefSeq names its product replication factor C (activator 1) 4 (gene rfc4). The transcript has 11 exons. Lineage: Eukaryota; Metazoa; Chordata; Actinopteri; Spariformes; Sparidae. Gene Ontology annotation, biological process: DNA-templated DNA replication; DNA repair. The coding region runs from base 232 to 1308 and encodes 358 amino acids. Gene Ontology annotation, cellular component: DNA replication factor C complex; nucleus. Gene Ontology annotation, molecular function: ATP hydrolysis activity; DNA clamp loader activity; DNA binding. The record is from RefSeq and is a predicted model, not a curated record.
AAGUCAGUUUCUCCGCCAGGGCGGGAAGACGCUGCUGCUGCUGCUGCUGCUGCUACACAUGUCAACAAGCCGACUGUCUCUAACCCUGAGACAAACAGCUAUCACAAGAAAUAUCACAGUCAGGCUUCGGCACGCAGUUGUUCCGACUGUGGGAUAUUUAAGUCAGAGUUUGUCUCAACAGCGGCUGAAUAAAGUCUGUUCAUCCCUGGUUGUUUCUGCUGCCUUGACGUCAUGCAGGCGUUUUUGAAAGGUGGAACUGUUCAGUCUACUAGACCUCAGAAAGACAAGGCAGCAGGAGGACCCAGUACAGAGAAGAAAGCCAAGGCUGUCCCUUGGGUAGAGAAAUACAGGCCGAAGUGUGUUGAUGAUGUGGCCUUUCAGGAGGAGGUGGUGGCAGUGCUGAAGAAGUCUCUGGAAGGAGCAGAUCUUCCCAACUUGCUGUUUUACGGCCCUCCUGGAACAGGAAAGACGUCCACCAUCUUAGCUGCUGCCAGAGAGCUUUAUGGUCCAGAGCUGUACAGACAGAGGGUGCUGGAGCUCAACGCCUCUGAUGAACGUGGCAUCCAGGUUGUCAGAGAGAAGGUCAAAAACUUCGCUCAGCUCACUGUGGCUGGGACUCGCAAAGAUGGGAAGGCGUGUCCUCCUUUUAAGAUCAUCAUCCUGGAUGAGGCCGACUCCAUGACGGCACCAGCUCAGGCUGCUCUCAGGCGGACCAUGGAGAAGGAGUCCCGCACCACCCGCUUCUGCCUCAUCUGUAACUACAUCAGCAGGAUUAUUGAGCCUCUGACCUCCAGAUGUUCCAAGUUUCGCUUCAAACCUCUGGCAAACGAGAUCCAAGAGGAGCGCCUGCUGGACAUCUGUGAGAAGGAGAACCUCAAGUACACCAAAGAGAGUAUAGCAGCUUUGGUGAAGGUGUCUGAUGGAGACUUGCGGAAAGCCAUCACCUUCCUCCAGAGUGCUGCACGCCUCAGCGUCAACAAGGAGAUCACAGAGAGCGCCGUCAUUGAAAUAGCCGGGGUCGUACCUGACAAGAUGAUUGACAACUUGCUCCAGAUCUGCUUCAAAGGAACAUUUGAGAAACUGGAGGUUGCAGUCAGGAACAUGGUGGACGAAGGCUAUGCGGCCACGCAGAUCCUGAGUCAGCUCCAUGAGUCUAUCAUAGAGCAAGACCUGACUGACAAACAGAAGUCAGCUAUCACAGAGAAGAUGGCGGUUGUGGGUAAAUGCCUGUCAGAUGGUGCAGAUGAGUACCUGCAGAUGUUGAGUCUGUGUUCGGUCAUCAUGCAGGAGGCCUCGCAGAACAACUAAAUCCCCAUGAAGCACAAUCUCCUCUCCAGGGAGAGCAGGACCAACAGCCUCACUGACAUGUCAGCACUUCACUUGGAUUCAUCCGAGUUACAGUUCAGGAUGUCUGCCAGUGGAUAACGGAUGAUAACAGCGUUUACUUUCUCUGUAUUUUAGCAGACACAGCACUCUGGGAUGAACGCUUCAGUAGAUAAAAGACAGCUAUGUGAACUCACUCGGAAACCAUCUUACUGUUAACUCAGCCAUCAGGUCUUUCUUUAUUCCCUUCCAUUCAUGUACCUACUCACCAACGCAUUGCUGUACACUUUUUGCAUUUUGGAGAGUAAUAAAUAAUUUGUUGUAUCUUUUCA